AUGUCGUCCGCUCGAAUGCUCGGUCUGGGUUCCGUGCUGAGGCAGGCUGCUCUCAAGCCGAGGGGUUGGAUAUACGCAGCCAAUGCCUUGCGGAUGGUGGUACCCAAGCGCGGCAUCAAGACGCAGUCCCUCCCACCCUCAUCCAUGACUGAGAUCCUCAACACUCAACGCCUGAAGCGCCCUUCCAGCCCCCACUUCACCAUCUACCAGCCCCAGCUUACUUGGCUUGGCUCGAUCGCCAACCGUAUGACUGGUUCUGCUCUGAGCGUCCUUCUGUACGGAUACGCUCUCGCAUACCUCGUCGCCCCUGGAACAUUCGACUCCGCGCACGUCAUCGAGUUCGUCGCUGGUCUUCCCGACGCCGUCAAGUAUACCGGUAAGGCUAUCUUGGCUGCGCCCUUCGCUUUCCACUCGUGGAACGGUCUGCGGCACUUGUCCUGGGACGCUGGUAAAUUCCUCAGCCUCAAGGGAGCGUAUCAGUCUGGAUAUGCCGUGCUCGGCGCCACUGCUGUCACGACGGUCGCUCUCGUCCUCAUGUGA
Molecule: messenger RNA, 540 nt
Organism: Rhodofomes roseus
Lineage: Eukaryota; Fungi; Basidiomycota; Agaricomycetes; Polyporales; Fomitopsidaceae
Product: SDHC, cytochrome b subunit of succinate dehydrogenase
Exons: 5
Coding region: 1-540 (179 amino acids)
Biological process (GO): mitochondrial electron transport, succinate to ubiquinone; tricarboxylic acid cycle
Cellular component (GO): membrane
Molecular function (GO): succinate dehydrogenase activity; electron transfer activity
Source: RefSeq, a predicted model, not a curated record